Oikopleura dioica is the source of this 2463-nucleotide messenger RNA. The record is from the annotation of a GenBank genome assembly. NCBI's taxonomy places the organism in Eukaryota, Metazoa, Chordata, Appendicularia, Copelata, Oikopleuridae.
AUGAUUCGCCGAGGAGUCCAAAGACUCGGAAUCGGACUGACGCUCGGUAUCGGUUAUGACAGGCUAAUUGCCGACAAUCUUUGGGGAAUGCGAAAAUACUCUUAUUUUGAUCGCGCCUGGUCAACAGGGGUAGCAGCUAUUGGAAAGCUCACGUUCUUCGACGAUGGUAUCGGUACCCCUGAUCAAAUUCGCCGAGUAGAUGAAUACAGGGAUGAAAUUCUUGAAAACAGAAUUGAAGAGAUGAUUGACUCUUUCGCAGAAUCUAUCGUUUUGAAAUCGAAGAAGAUCGAUGGAGACUAUCUUUUAAUCGAAGGGGAACUUGACGCAAAUUUGGAUCUUGAUGAAGAGCUUUGGCCCAAAGAAUGCCGAAGAGGAUAUUUUCAGCUUGUUUUACCUGCUAGCGGAGAAGUUGAAGGAAUUGUCAUCCAAACGGCAGGCACUGGCGAUCAUGGAUUCAAGCGAAGACGCGAAAUCAUCGCCAAGCCAUUAUUGCAAGAGCAUAACAUCGCCUCCUGUAUCAUGGAAAAUCCUUAUUAUGCGAGGCGAAAGCCACAGAAGCAACAAUAUUCCGGUCUUCGAAGCUUUCCCGAUCUGAUCACGCUUUGCAUGGGUGUUGCUAUUGAAUGCAACGCCGUCGCAAAAUGGAUCAAAGAAGAGCUAAAGAUCGAGCGAGUAGGAGUCACUGGGUUGUCACUUGGUGGACAUACUGCGGCUCUUGUCGCCUCGGUUUCUCCGACACCAAUCGCUGCUGCACCUGGAUUCUCUUGGUCGACGUCGGAGGGAGUCUGGACGACAGGGGCGCUCUCGAAUAGAAUCGAUUGGAACAGCCUAGAAGCAGAUAUAAAAGCACAUCCUGGUUAUGAACCUUAUUUUAACUCCAUCGGAACAGGACUGACAAAAUGGCUCAAUAGAGAUGAAGAAAUCGCAAAAGAAAUAGAAAAUCUUCCCGAAUUGAAACGUGCGAAAGACGUCGAAGAAAACUUUGCCAAAAAGAAGCUUAAAUUAUUGGCCGCCCAUUUUUCGCAUUUGGGAAACUAUCCAGUGCCAAAAGACGCCAGCUUGAUUCACUACGUUGUUGGCGAGUAUGAUUAUUUUUACUCAAAAGAUCAGAUGACUGGGAUGGAUAGAGUUUGGCCUGGAACUACGGUUGAAGUUUUACCAGCCGGUCAUGUGGAUGGCUUUCUUUUAUACGGCCGCGUGUAUAGAAUGGUGCUAUUCUCUCUUUUCAAGGGGAAAGCCGAGAAGGACACUGCCGCGCUUCUUGAGGAUAUUGAGAAGAAGUUGAAAGAACUCAAAGAAGAUAGAUGUAGCACUACCGUUAGGAAGAAAUCGGCUUGUCGAAAGAUUCAUUAUUAUGGGGGUGGUUUUUAUGCUGUUGCUCUCGGAUUUAUGUACAUAAACUUUCCAUCUUCCAUCGAUUUCAUGGACCCAAGCGUAGUCAUCCCUAUUGGAACACGCGUCCUCUCUGUUCUCCUUGGUAUUCCAGUUCUCAUUUAUCUUCUGAGACGAUUCUCGGUCUUUUACUAUGAGCGGAAGUACAAGAGCAUCGAUAAAGACAUCAAGAGGAUAGAAAAAGAGAAAGACGCCUUGAUCGAUAAUGUAAUGGAAAAAGAACCGUAUAACAAGGCGCGCGAGAUCCUGAAAAACAAAAGUCCAACUGUUCGUCGACGAACUGUUCAGGGCAACAUCACGAGCAUCGGUCCUAAGAAAAUUGGCCCAAAGUCUGGACAAAUCGCUCAAGUCCAAAAUGUACCAAGCCCAAUCCAAAGAAAUCCUCAGCAAAAGCAGCCAAUGGUAAACCAGGGAAUGCGGCAAAGACCCCAGACUAUUCGACCUUUGCCGUCGCAGAAUUUGAACUCAUCGAGGAUGGACAAAAUCGUCGGCUGGAUGACUGGAUCAAGCCCAGAUCAAAUGUACGCUUUGAUUUGCAAGCAAUGCGCUGAACACAACGGUCUUUCACCAAAAGAAGAAUUUGACUAUCUUCAGUGGAGAUGUGCGUUCUGUGGCUUUAAUCAUCCUCCAAGAAAGCAACGACCACGUCCACCUAAGCUCCAAGAGCAACGUCCGGCUGAUCGACCCAUUUUCAAUACUUCUGCUGUCGAACCUCGACGAAAAUUAUCGGGCGAAUCAUCUGGAAGCGGCACCUCCAAGCAUAUCGCUCAAAAUCCCAAUCAAACAAUGCCUGUUCUCGCAGCCAACGUACGCAUGGAAAAGCGCGGAUCUCUUGGCUCUUCAAAGAGUGAUGAUGAGAGAAAAGAAAAAGAAGACUCAGGAACUGAAUCCGAUCAAAUCGAACAGAAUCAGAUGAGAAGCGAAGAUGACAACUCGACUUCUGCGAACUCGAUCUCUUCUGACGAAGAAAUGGAAACAGAGGCCUCUAAAGACUCUAUUCAAGCUGAAUCUAGCGUUUUGAAUGAAACAAUCGAAGCCGGUUUCGAGCAGCAAGAAGCAACCGCCAAUUAG